CGGUGAGCAACCUUGCAAGAGAAGGCAAUGUUUAUUGAGAGGCUAUUACCAAGUGCAGGCCAAGUCUAUCAACGCUGCUGGAGUCUUGUACUACACUGCCGCUUUGCCACAGCACUCUCGAUGGCGAAGGGUUACGAGGGAACAGGUGGUCUCUGCACAUUUUUUGCCAGAAUCACGAUGCAACAUGCUAGUACAGUAUGCGAACGUCUUCAUUCGAAGAGGAUCAACCUGUCAAGUAGACGUUACACUUAAACGAGGAACGUACACCCGUUCUGUUACUAGUGAACAUUCCUGUACCAAAGGAGGAAGUUGUAUUCGAUGGAUUGGCCUGGAUACACUGCCAUCGAAUCUAAGACAUCAAUGUCCAAGUCCGUCUCGAAUAACAGUCUCUAUCAGGCCAGUAGUGAGGGAUGGUGUAGGCUCACAAUGCAGUGUCAGUGCGGACAGUCACAACCGUACGAUAAUUCGUAUCUUCAUGGAAUACACCACAGAGGAAGAACCACCUGCAACCGCCUCUACAACACGUAGAUCUGUUCCGACUACUUCCAUCGGCGAGCGUACAACAUCCAGAUAUGUGCUCACAACUUCCGUACAGGGUCCUAUUGCAUCCAGGGACAUAUCUCACAGACCAACCCUUGAUUUGAACACAGAAACAUCAACAAUUAAACCGUUAUCCGCCCACUUGACAUACAUUGACGAAAGGGUCGUAACGACACUCAACGCAAAGUCAGAUUCAUCUUCGAAUUCAAUUCACAUCACGCCCAGUAGCGACAGUUAUACGACUAGACAGUCAACCAAAGAAACUGUAUCAACAGGACGAGGCAAUACAAAUACCAAUGCACUUUCAACGCUCACAGUGACCGCAAUGGCAGAAAAUCAACCUUCUUUUUUUCCCAGCCGUGGUGCCAUAAUAGGCAUUUCAGUGUCAGUUAUUGUCUUCGGACUCCUAUUAGGAACAGUUUUCCUACGUAGAUUUCGCUCUUCCAUGUGUCCAGCGGAAGGCCAGAACCCACCCAAAUGUAAUAAAUCUGUGCAGAGCAAUUCAGGAUAUCCGGAUGGCCCUGUCCGCAACACCCAAGAAAUUGCCAUGUACGAGACAGUGACAAAUGAUGCCUCAAAAUACUCAGAACAAUCAGGAGCAACGCAAGAUAACAACCAGUCUAAUGUUCCCAUGUACGAGAGCACAGCGUAUGUCAGCAUUACAAAGAAAUCCUGUGACCUCACGGAGAGUUCUGUUUACCGCACCAACACGGACACCAAUUAAGUAUUACCCAUCGCCAUUGUUUUAAACAGGGUUACUUAUGAGAUAUUUGACAAUUAAGUACAGUGAAAAUGAACACAGCAACUGCAGUACCAUUUUCGCUUUGCGGUACCUAUCCAUAACGUUGUCUGUUGCCUUUCCCUGGCAUAUACAUGUACCUCUGUCUUCACCAAUAUUGUAUGACAUGUGGGGUUCGUAACCCCGGGCAUUCCCUUAAGCUGAGUGCAUUAUUUGUUCUUUGAGAUUCUCCUACUCCAUUGUAUGACAUGAUAGUGCAGUUAAGCUUUCUUCCCAUAUCAUCAUAAACAUACGCUGGGCAUGGUUUGGAUGCUGUCAGCAUGGUAGA
This is a messenger RNA of Sycon ciliatum, 1607 nucleotides long. RefSeq lists its product as uncharacterized. Bases 185 to 1264 code for a protein of 359 amino acids. The record is from RefSeq and is a predicted model, not a curated record. Lineage: Eukaryota; Metazoa; Porifera; Calcarea; Leucosolenida; Sycettidae. The transcript has 3 exons.